Messenger RNA from Daphnia pulicaria, 1267 nucleotides. RefSeq lists its product as uncharacterized. The transcript is spliced from 3 exons. The coding region runs from base 1 to 666 and encodes 221 amino acids. The record is from RefSeq and is a predicted model, not a curated record. Lineage: Eukaryota; Metazoa; Arthropoda; Branchiopoda; Diplostraca; Daphniidae.
AUGUGGUCACAGUUAUUGCUUCACUUGCUUUCCACCCGACCCUUCGACAUUACGAGGUCCUGCUCAAGUUACGAAUCCUAUACCGAACCGACUGUAGAGCGCAGUGAACAAGAACGGGAACGCAACCUUCAAAGCUGUUAUCAAAUAUUACUCGACCAGUGCGAAAGACUUCGAAUUCGUUAUCAGGAACUACGCCAUCACGCUGCAGAACUGGAACUUCACGCCUCCGGUUCUAGUCAGAGUACAGCCACUGGACCUUCAGCAGCAGCAACUUCCUUUCAUAUCAAUAGCGAAGUUCCUCUUCCUCCACCAUCUACUACUGUCACUCCAGCUCUUUCUACCGUUUCUUUUGCUCCCCUUGUUGAACCGUCCACUAGUACCAGCAGCCGGACGAGUCCUCUCCCUCCGCCCGCUUCCAACUCUUCCGUUGAAGCGUCUCUAUUGAACGCCAGCGACAGUUUCUGUCGCACGCAGAUGAAUGCGGCCGAGAAACUGCGUUCAUCCCUCACCAAUAGCGGUCGCACUCUAAACACCAACCAAUCGCAGUCGUCUGGAACGGGAAAAACCCUACGCAAUAACAAAAAAAUUUCAGCCUUCUCACUUCUUUUUCCGCGCGUUCUAGUAACAAGACAUGUUUCAUACGUACCUACAAUUCUUUUCACGUAAGUCAUAACUCAUAACUCGCCCAAAUCGUCACAGUUCAUCUCCCAAAUCGUCACAAAUCCUCUAUUCCGGCUUGUGACUGUUUGUAAAUAUCCUUCUAAAAAGAAGUCUAAACAAUCCUCCUCCCCCCUCGGACCAUGACGUGAUUGACGUCAUACGUGAACUGUCUUAUCACCAUGUUACAAUCACUUCCCAUUCCAAGUAGACCUAAGUUACUCCCUUAGACGUUGGCGAAAAAAAAACACACAUUUCAAAAGAGAAUUUGUUUUCAAGGCUCAUGAGUAUAAAUUCAUUAUUAUGAAGGAGAAAGUUGCGUGAUUGUUACAAAUCAAUUUUGUAGCAGUAAUACUUAUUAAAUUAUUCCACUGAUUAUUACAACAAACAAUACAUUGGCAAAAUUAAGAAAAGCCAGAAAUUUUAAUUAUUGUCACAUAAAAUAAAACAGCUGCAGCAUUUUUAUCAUAAAACAUCUUAAUGCUUGUUAGGAAUAUGAAAAAAUAGACGCUGCUAUAUAGCUAUGGUUGAAUAUAAAUGUAAAAAAAUGAAUGAAUAAAAAUAAAAGAUCAAAGAAAUUUAAAUUUCCUGUCCGAAACGGAUAAUUUAU